Drosophila albomicans is the source of this 996-nucleotide messenger RNA. RefSeq lists its product as uncharacterized. The transcript has 4 exons. The record is from RefSeq and is a predicted model, not a curated record. The coding region runs from base 39 to 896 and encodes 285 amino acids. Gene Ontology annotation, molecular function: acyltransferase activity, transferring groups other than amino-acyl groups. Lineage: Eukaryota; Metazoa; Arthropoda; Insecta; Diptera; Drosophilidae.
UGCGCUCAGUUGUUGCACUGCCUUUCAAUUAAACAGACAUGUCUCUGCAGUUGGAAACAAUUUCGCAUUCCCUUGUCGAAUUAUCGCCAAAUGAAUGGAAAAUUUUACUGGAUCUGUACUCAACGAAAAGAACUGAAUCUACUGGAUAUAAUUUAAUAAGUAAUUUCAUCAAAUGGAUUGCAAGGAAUCCUAAAUUAAAUAUCAAGUGCUUUGCCCUGGACGAUGGAUGGAAGAAAGACGGCACUUUUAUAAUGAUCGUAGACCAUGGUGGGGUCCAGAAGAACGUCUACUUCAACACGAUAACCGAGAAUCUGGAUCACCUGAUCAAAUUACUUUUCAGCUAUACAACUGAUGCCAAGCCAUAUUUACUCUAUGGAUAUGGAGAACGUUUAAAGCCGGCCGUGGAUGCAUAUAUAAAGAAAUAUGAUCAAGAGCGAAUGGAGACGGCACAAACAGCUUGGUAUCGGGCUACUAAAGAGAUCGUAGCAACCUUCUCCAUAGAACCUCCAGCGGAUAUAACACUGCGAAAACUGGAGAUUGGAGAUGCUGAGACUGUAAACGAAAUAUGGCCACAUCGGGCCGAGGGUUCAGUAGAAUUUGUAAAGCUUUUAAUAGAAAAUAAUGUAUCUGUUGGGGCCUGUGAUAAGAAUGGCACAUUGAUAGCCUGGUGCUUGAGAUUGCCGUUGGGUUCAUUGGGUCUACUCCAAGUUGUAGCUACCCAUAAACGUCUCGGUCUGGGAAGUCUGAUGGUGAGAUAUCUAUCGAAGAAGAUUGCUGAACUUGGGGAGGAAGUUCUCUCUCCUGUAGUCACAGAGAAUACUCCAUCACGUCGUAUGUUUGAGAAACUGGGAUUUGAGAAAAUAGAUAACGUAUAUUGGACAGUUCCAAUAGUUUAAUAGGGCUGUAAAUAAAUCAAAAGGUUGUGAAAACGAAAAUUACUAAUUAACACAAAAUAUUAUAUAUGGUGUAUAAUAAAUCCAAAUCUUAAUUAUUGCA